Molecule: messenger RNA, 393 nt
Organism: Striga asiatica
Lineage: Eukaryota; Viridiplantae; Streptophyta; Magnoliopsida; Lamiales; Orobanchaceae
Source: the annotation of a GenBank genome assembly
AUGGCGAUCAAGGUUUCAGAGCUUGAUAAGGUGCAGGAUCUCCAUCAGCAAACUCAAUCUAUGUUGGAGCUGCAGACUUUGAAGUGUCAAAAAAUAGAGAAAAAACUGAAGAUUGCAAAGGACCAAGUGACCAAGCUCCAAAGAAUGUUCAAGCUGGCAGCAAUUUGGAUUAUAACACUCAUAACAAUAAUACUGAUAUUAGUUUACUCAAAAAGAGACAAUCAUUCUAAAGGAUACAUUGAGUUGGGACGACUGAACUUUGUAGGAUGCAAUGGCUUCAUCACUAAGGUCAUCCUCAGAAGAGCUUUCACCUUGUGGCAUAUCAUCAUGUACCUCUGCUUCUGCCCCUUUGCCCUCAAUGUUUUCUUCACCAAGCUCAUCAAGUACCUUUGA